AUGGUCGAGACACUCAAUGAUAAAGAGCAGCUUGUGGCUGCGCUCAAUCGGUGUAAGGCGAGUUUGGCGUCGGUCGAUGAGAUGCUAGAUCGAGCUGGUGGACCACAACUUGACCGCACAACACAACUUGUCGCGAAAAAGAAGUUCAUUCUAGAUUCUGUUGCGGUCAACGCGGCACACUAUACAGUUCAGUCUGCAAAGCUGGCGCAAAAGGGGGAGUUUGUGGAGCUGACGGUGAUCCCAUACAAUCAGAAGUUGGCCCAUUUGACGAGACUCGAUUCUCAGGUCCAAGCGCUCAACAAACAGUUGCAGUCGCUCAAGAAAAACAUGUCCCUUCCUGGUUUGGUACUCUCGCCACGGACACUUCUGCAAGUUUCGGAGCGCUUCGUGUCAGAGGAUACGCCCAAAGAGUCAUUGCUGCUCGAAGAGAUCUACUCGCUCUCGCCAGAUCUGGAGCUCCCACACGUAAACUACUCUGAAUUUAAGCAGCUCGUAGACCUUGAGGCUCGCAAGAGGCUCUUGCUCCAGAUCAAGUACGAGCUCCUACUUCGAGUCAAGAGCCAAGCACAGCGGGACCAACGUCAUUGGUCGCAGCUCAACUCGCGCAUCACCGCGUUUGUUCAGGGCGAAUUGGGCGGCAUGUUGCGAGAAAUCGGCCAGGUCCGAAGAGACGAGUCGCAGAAAGAUCUGAAGUUUGAGGGACAAGAACAAGACGAUACCAGCCGCGGCGGAAGCCGAAGCGGAAGCCCAGAAGAGGAGGCGAAAGCAGGACAUGAAGCCGCCGUUGACGAGGAUAGUACGAUGGUCUACUAG
Australozyma saopauloensis is the source of this 813-nucleotide messenger RNA. RefSeq lists its product as uncharacterized. The record is from RefSeq and is a predicted model, not a curated record. The transcript has a single exon. NCBI's taxonomy places the organism in Eukaryota, Fungi, Ascomycota, Pichiomycetes, Serinales, Metschnikowiaceae. Bases 1 to 813 code for a protein of 270 amino acids.